Molecule: messenger RNA, 2627 nt
Organism: Schizosaccharomyces cryophilus OY26
Lineage: Eukaryota; Fungi; Ascomycota; Schizosaccharomycetes; Schizosaccharomycetales; Schizosaccharomycetaceae
Product: enolase
Exons: 1
Coding region: 1226-2545 (439 amino acids)
Biological process (GO): glycolytic process
Cellular component (GO): phosphopyruvate hydratase complex
Molecular function (GO): magnesium ion binding; phosphopyruvate hydratase activity
Source: RefSeq, a predicted model, not a curated record
UCUCGAGAUAUCGAUCAUAUUACAAAGUUUAAAUUUCUCUGAACCAUUCCUUAUAAAACAAUUAAAGGCAAGAAAGUGAUCUAGCAAAUUUUUCGUCUCUUACACUCAGGAAAACCCUCCUACCUUGACUUGGCUGCAACACUCAUACAACAAUUUACUUUCUGUACAAGAGAAGCAAGUUUAGACUUUAUAAAAAAGAAGAACAAAUUUACAAACUUAAAGAUACUUUUUACAAAAAAGAAAACCCGUUAAGAACUUAAUUCUUAAUUUGUUUGUUUACAUCCUUCGGUUUGUUUAUGCGACGAUUCGCAUAUAGCGCGAUAAUUGCGAACUGGAAGGAACAUCGGUUUUGAAUUGAUAUAGAUAGCCAAUAACAUUUAAUAACGAUCUUCUAUAUAUUUCCUUCCGACACAUAUAGCGAAUGCUAUUUUUCUCGGUAAAAAGCCAUGGAAUGUGUGUCUCAAUAAACGCGCUGCAUUGGUUAUUGAAAACACGUUUUAGUUCGCUAUCAGGGGUUUUCAUAGCGCAGCACCUUGCACCACAAGAGCCGGAUUCGUUUUGCCUAUGGUUUGCGUGACUUUUUUGUCUCUUUGGUGUCGUUCCGGUAAUUGACCAAUUAAUCCGUGUUAUGGAAUUAUAUUUGAUCCCCAAUAAACGGCCCGUUGCAAACUAACAGCCAAUCAUACUUUACAAUCUCACAACCUCCAUAGAAGAGGACGUCAAAGUUUUUUCCACCCAACCGCAGGUACCGUUGACGUCGGAAAAACAUUCAGCGCUGAUCUUGCGUUUCCCUGGUUUCAUGUUCCCCUGCGUUCUUUAAGGGGAAGGGUAAGGUUUGUUCUUGCGAAAAAAUGAAAAAACAUUGAUGUAAGUUUAUGGAAUUAAGCUGAUUUUGAAAAGAUUGAAGGAUUCUUUGUUUCAGUAGCUAUUUCUUUAUUAAAUGUGAUUUUUAGCUUAUUUCUGCAGCCGUUAUUGAAUAUGUUAGGUGAGUCGCAACAGAUGCUUCCUUGGUUCCAAUGUACGAUAGUCGGGUGAUUGUUACUUAGGAGAAAUCAAGCGAAGCGGGCUUAGCGACGUAAUUGUUCCACCGGCUUCCGUUGAGGUCAGUCAUGGUCAUAUGGAAAAUUCGGACGGUUGACGAACCCAGGGCUAUAUAAAGGCCCCGGCACCCUACAUAUUUCUUUAAGGAUCUUUUAGUAUCUUACAUUAGACAUCUUUAAUCAUCAUGGGAAUUGAAAAGCUUUUCGCUCGCCAAAUCUACGACUCUCGUGGUAACCCUACCGUCGAAGUCGAUCUCACUACCGAGACUGGCAUUCACCGUGCUAUUGUCCCCUCCGGUGCCUCCACUGGUGUUUGGGAAGCCCUCGAAAUGCGUGACGGUGAUAAGUCCAAGUGGGGUGGUAAGGGUGUUUUGAACGCUGUUGCCAACGUCAACAACGUUAUUGCUCCCGCCCUUGUCAAGGCCAACCUUGAUGUCACUGACCAAAAGGCUGCUGACGAUUUCCUCCUCAAGCUCGACGGUACCGAGAACAAGUCCAAGUUGGGUGCUAACGCCAUCUUGGGUGUUUCCAUGGCUGUCUGCCGUGCUGGUGCCGCUCAAAAGAAGCUUCCCCUCUGGAAGUACAUUGCUGAAGUUUUCGGCAACAACGGCCCCUUCACCCUCCCCGUUCCCUCUUUCAACGUCUUGAACGGUGGUGGUCACGCUGGUGGUGAAUUGGCUUUCCAAGAAUUCAUGAUUCUCCCCGUUGGUGCUCCCUCCUUCUCCGAGGCCAUGCGUUGGGGUUCCGAGACCUACCAAGCCCUCAAGUCCAUCGCCAAGAAGCGUUAUGGUCCUUCCGCCGGUAACGUCGGUGAUGAGGGUGGUAUUGCUCCUGACUUGUCUACUCCUCAAGAAGCUCUUGACCUCAUUGUCGAAGCCAUCAAGAACGCUGGCUACGAAGGUAAGAUCAAGAUUGCUCUUGAUGUCGCCUCCUCCGAAUUCUAUGUUGACGGCAAGUACGACGUCGACAUCAAGGCUAAGAACCCCAAGCCCGAGAACAAGCUCUCUUUCGAGCAACUCACCAGCAUGUACUCUGACCUUUCCAAGAAGUACCCCAUCAUCUCCAUUGAGGACCCCUUCGACCAAGAUGACUGGGCUGCCUGGACUCACAUGAAGGCUGCCACUGACUUCCAAAUGGUCGGUGAUGACUUGACUGUCACCAACACCAAGCGUCUCGCUACCGCUAUUGAGAAGAAGUGUGCUAACGCCCUUCUCUUGAAGGUUAACCAAAUCGGUACCGUCUCCGAAUCUUUGGCUGCCGUCAAGAUGUCCUAUGAUGCCGGUUGGGGUGUCAUGGUUUCUCACCGUUCUGGUGAAACCGCUGAUACUUUCAUCUCUCACUUGACUGUCGGUAUCUCCUCUGGUCAAAUCAAGUCUGGUGCUCCUUGCCGCUCUGAGCGUUUGGCCAAGUACAACGAACUCCUCCGUAUUGAGGAAGAGCUCGGUGGUGAAAAGGCCCUCUACGCUGGUGAGAAGGCUACCAACUACAUUAAGGGAGUUUUCUAAAUUGAAAAUGUCUAAUUUGUAUUUUCCAUAUUUUGUUUUUUAAUAGAAUGCAAUGAAUCAAUUUUUUGCCUUUCGGAAUAAA